CUGAUAGCUGUUAUGACUUUGCCUAUCACCCGGUUUCGGCUUGACGUCGACUUCUGGGACACCCUUUAGAUAAAUUCUGGAAAUGAGCUUAUGAAUUGACUGUUUACCAUCAAUCAACUUUUCCCGUGUUCUGUCGUUCUCUCGAUGUAUGUAUUGUUCACCAUAAUCUACACUUCAAAUAUUUUAAAUAUUGUAUAAAUGUCUGUUAAGGCGGUUAAGCGAAGGAUUAGCUGCACGUUCCAUUUUUUUCAAAUCGAUAAGGUUUAUGAAAGUAAUCUAAAGCACCUUUUGUUCCUAGAUUUAUGUGGGUUGUAAUGAAAUUUAACGAAGUUCAAAUGUGAUUUUAUUACACUGUCGCCCACAAUUUCGCUGCACGAAAAUUCACUGCGGUCGAAAAAGUCAAACCGUUUUUAACUUAGUACUCCACAGAGCGAGGAUAGUUAUUAACUUGACUAGGUAUAUGAACGAAUGUGAUAUUUUAAUAGGUGGGACAACUUUAUGUUUACUACAUUUCUUCCGAAGUCCAGAAAACGAAGUCACAUAAACUUCGAAAGACGAUGAAAUAGACAACAAUUGCGUAGUGAGAGCGAGAGGAUUACCUUGGCAGAGCAGUGAUCAAGAUAUUGCCAAAUUUUUUAUUGGUUUGAAUGUCGCAAAAGGCGGCGUGGCGUUGUGCCUAAGUGCCCAAGGAAGGCGGAACGGUGAGGCUCUAGUACGUUUCUGCAGCCAGGAGCAUCGCGACAUGGCUCUGAAAAGGCACAAGCACCACAUCAACCAUCGGUACAUCGAGGUGUACCGAGCGACGGGCGAUGACUUCCUGUCAGUAGCAGGGGGCGCCAGCUGCGAAGCGAGGGCGUUCUUGUCAAGAGGGGCUGCUGUCAUCGUCAGGAUGAGGGGUUUGCCGUACGACUGUACUGCUAAACAAGUGCUGGACUUUUUCUCGUCCGGUGAGAAUCCUUGCCAAGUGAUGGACGGUGUGGAUGGAGUCCUGUUCGUACGGAAACCAGACGGCAGGGCCACCGGAGAUGCUUUCGUACUGUUCGCCGAAGAAUCAGAUGCACCAAGAGCGCUGACGAAGCAUCGGGAAUGCAUAGGCUCCAGGUAUAUAGAACUCUUCAGGAGCACUACUGCCGAAGUACAACAGGUGCUAAAUAGGUCGAUGGACUCGAAACCGUACGAUCCGGUCCCCCUGCUGGCUCAACUGCCGUUGCCAGUGGCCCCUUUCUUGCCACAGCGGAUCAUCACUUCUGGCACCAGCAAAGACUGCAUUCGACUUAGGGGCCUGCCGUACGAAGCGCAAGUCGAACACAUACUCGAGUUCCUUGGAGAUCAUGCCAAAAAUAUCGUAUUCAGGGGCGUGCAUAUGGUGUAUAAUGCACAGGGUCAACCCAGCGGCGAAGCCUUCAUCCAAAUGGACUCCGAGCAGUCCGCGUUCGUUGCUGCCCACCUAAAACACCAUCACUACAUGACCUUCGGCAAGAAGCAGCGCUACAUCGAAGUAUUCCAGUGCUCGGGCGAGGACAUGAACCUGGUGCUGACCGGAGGGUUGCCCCACCCUCGGGUGGUGUCGCCGGCGGCGGCCCCGAAGCCGCCCGCUACGGCCGCAGUACGCGCCGCACAGGCGCACGCAGUGGCCGCCGCAGCCGCCCACGACAUGCUCAGCCUCGGCGGCAAUCAGCUGAUUUCUCCAGCUGCGGCAGCCCCGGCGUUCGGCCCCCCACCACCAGGUACCACCUUCGGCGCUGUUCCACCGCCAAGCGCGCCUCCAACUGCAACAUUCGCUCCGGUACAGAUGGCGCCACCUGCAGCGGCCGUCGAUCCAAGACAGUUCCUCCCGCCGCAGAUCUUCUAUUGGCCGUACCCGAGUCCCCCUGGCUCUCCAACUGGGUACUACCCGGCUCCGGCACCGGCAACUCACGUGCCGGGGCCUCCACCUGGAGCUCUUCCACCGCAUUUCCAACAGCAGAUGGUCCAUACGCCGCUACCAAUCCACGACCGGGUACUUGGUCUGCCGGCAGACUGGUCCUUACCUCAGUUGCAACCAAUACCAAUUCUAGUAGAAGCAGCGUUGCACAGGCCUGAUCCCGAGAAGACUGGUCAAAAUAUAGAGCCAAAUCCUUGCGUUGAGAUUCUCAUUUAAAUUGAGACAAACACUAGACAUAUUUUCUUUAGUCAUAUGCAUCAGUUUGAAUUUCUUGCGAACCAUUUAUUUCAUUUAUCGAUUUUGAAAAUGUACACUUUGCAAUACAAUACUGGUGCAAUACAUAGCUGAGCUAAAAUAAAUAACUGUAUUCCAAAAUCAUUUAAAUAUAAUUAUUAUAUUGCUUGGUAUUUUAUGCUAUGGAAUGCCUAUAUUUAUUUUGCUUUAGCCGUGACAAAAAAUGGAUCGUACUUGGAGACACAGUACUAAGUAUAAUAUUUACAUAUCAAAUUGUUAUAGCUCAUAUAAACGUUGUAUAAAUCAGAGUUAUAUAGAUAAAACUCCAUCUUAAUAUAUUUCAGAUUAAUAUAUUGAUUUUAAAAUAGUUAAAACUGUGUUUCUAGCAUAAUCUCCGUAUUUAGAUAUUCAGUAAAAUGCUGUUGGAUUUGAAAAUAAUUAUAUUGGGGUAGGGUUAUGACACAAAUUGUUGAAUAAUGUGCGGGAUUGCGAAAAAAUGUAUUUCAACUUGUAAUUUUACAUGCAAAACAUUGCAUAAAAUGCAAGAAUAUUAACAUUUCUGUCAUUCCAAUUUGAAUACUUAGUGUCUUGAGGACUAGUGUUCGUAGACAUUCCUAUGUUGGCGGAGGGGACACCUGAAGGAUCAGUGAUGAAAUAUUUAAAAUUAUUAUGAAACAUGACAAACGGCAAAAGUUCCUAUUUUUUAUAUUGUCAAAUCCUCGGUCAUUUUAUGUGAGUCUUUGGAUUAUGUUUUGAACACGAGCAACUUCGAAGAAAGCUUGUUUUAAUAUUCAUAAAUCAAUUUAUUUAAAUAGACUGCCAACUAUGACAAAAAUUGUAGAAAAACAUAUUCCUAUGUAUAAUUUAAAUAUUUGUAACAUAUUACCGAGUCACUGGAGGUUUAUGUUAUUUGUUAUUUUUCAAUAGUAUUUUUUCCAUAUCUACCGACCUAUAAAAUAGUUAAAAAAAUAUUCUUGACAAUCAGUUUGUGCUUUGAAGCUUCUUGGACAUCUCGGCAAGUUAGCUACCCUUCAGAGUUUUGUAUUUCACUUAAAAGUAUCCUAAUUCAUAUUGAGAAUUAGGUAAAUCCAGAGCGAAAUCUAAAAAAUUAUAGCUUCUGAAAAAUGUCUUUUGUGGCGAAAUCUCUUAAAACAUUUCUGGAAAAGUAUUCAAGGCCACGUAAAUAAUAUUAUUGUCUUGGCAGAAAAAAACGUUCAUUUUUUGUUGGGAAACACUAUCGUUAUUAUAAUAGUAAACUAAGCUAUAUCUUCUAAAGCAAACGAUAAUCAUAUCAAUCACAUCAAUAUUGUUACUAAUACGCCCUGAAAAUGUUUUUCCAGAGAUUCUUAAUGAAAUGUCGUCACCAAAUAUCGAUACAAUGCAUUGUAUCGCCCCUUCUAGUUAUAAAGAAACAAAUAUUAUAAGUGCGUAAACCAAAAAAAUCGCUAUUAAAAAUUUUAAAUCAGCAAUUGCCGAUGGGCAUAUCUGGUAAGAGAACAGACAACAAAAUUUACUACGUCUUCCAAUUAACAUACUCCUUUUAGAGCCCUUUCUUUUUGAGGAAUUUUAGGAGCUCUGUGUUAUGUGAUGUACAGAUUAAAUAGUUAAAUAAUUAUUUUAGAGUGAUUUAUUUUUAAAAGAGUUGUGCGUUCGAAAUGAGUGGUAAAUGUGCAGAUAGAGGAAUUGUGUCAAAUAGAAAAGGUCUGAAUUGAUCAAAGAUAUAUUUGAUAAGACAUUGACUUUCAAGAUACAAGACAAGGUAUUUUUGUUGCAAUAAUGACUGAUCAGUUUCCAAAAAAUGCAUGUUCCGUUUAUUCAUAAUUUGAAGAGUUUAUUAGAAAUACUUGAUUCUUCUGACUUUUCAACCGUACGUGGAAUACGUGUACCAACCAAAAAAAAAUGGGAUUCACUAUUUUGUACAAGCAGAUAAAUCUUAUUUUCGAAAAAAAAAAACAGUGAUGAAUGCAUGUGUAAAAUGCCAGGCACAACUUCUAAUCAUGUUAUCGAAAAUGAACUUUAUUCUUUAUUAAUUUGAUAUUAGAAAAAACCUGCUUUCAAGCACUAUUUAAUCUGAAUUAAAUUUGUGAUGUAAUUAAUAGGAAAUAUUUUAGUAUCUAUAUUCCUAUAUAUAUACAACGAAAAAUAUUUAAGCUACUGCAGGUAUUAGUUGUCUUAUUAAUCGGAAAAAAGCUCAAAAUCGUUAGUUAUGUGCAAUAAUUUAAGAAUUUUGCAGAUAAGCAUAUUUUUUAGUGAUUAGAGCAUUUAGUCAGAAUGACUAAAAAUUAUUUAAUGUUGAGAAUUUAUAGAAUUUAGAUUAUAUACUGUACAUCGGAAUUGAGAAAACUGAUUUGAACCCCUAAACUUUGUUUCUCAGAAUUUCUGAUGCAAGGAACCAUAUAUUUUCAAUGGCUGUCUACGUAUAUAAAAUAUUUUAAAGCACAUAUAAUGAUCAAUCAGUCAUUGUGUUCAAAAGCGAUUUCCUCGAUUUUGAUGUUCGGUAAUUUAUUUUUUACAAUUGCUUUUUCAAUUGUGAAUUAGUCCGAAUAUGAAUGUUGUUAAAGCAGCGUAGAGUCACUUUACAAAUCACUUUUGUCUGCAAUUUAUUCACAAAGUACACAUUUCUGAGAAAGCUUAGUCAAUCUUAGCUUAUUACAAAUUAUUAAUUUAAGGAAUUUUUCCAUUGACAUAUAUUAUUUAAGAAUAUAAUUUUAAGGAACUCUUGUUGCAUUUUCCUAUGUGAUUUAUUAUGUUCUUUAAGGACGAAAUGGUAAACAUUUACUGCAAUCCUUUAUUACUGCUUAAUCUUUUAAAUUUGAGCAAUUAUAGAUCACCAAACAGUACUCAGCAAAAAAUAUGAGGCAAAUGAAAAUGAAAAAGUUCUAAUUAUAGUAGCAAUUCUAUGCAUAGCUUUCAAAAGCACAAUGGAUGAAUUCUUUGGUUUGGUACGAGUAUUGUUUGGUAAUAUUUCAAAAUUGAUCCGUAAUUUUACGUGAUUUUUAUAAAUGGAUGUUUUAGACAAUUUUAAUGAAAAUUACUGCAUGAAAUACGAGUAUCUAGCAGUGCAUUGGGUGCAGCAAAUGAGUACUAUAAGAUUUAGUUAUAUGUAAAUCUUUAUAGAUUUAUACUGUUUUUUGUUUUAAUAUUAUAACAAAUAAUAAAAUUAUCACUUGUUAAA
Acanthoscelides obtectus is the source of this 5333-nucleotide messenger RNA. Lineage: Eukaryota; Metazoa; Arthropoda; Insecta; Coleoptera; Chrysomelidae. The record is from the annotation of a GenBank genome assembly.